This is a messenger RNA of Hibiscus syriacus, 415 nucleotides long. RefSeq lists its product as uncharacterized. NCBI's taxonomy places the organism in Eukaryota, Viridiplantae, Streptophyta, Magnoliopsida, Malvales, Malvaceae. Bases 59 to 391 code for a protein of 110 amino acids. The record is from RefSeq and is a predicted model, not a curated record. The transcript has 3 exons.
CACAUUGUCGGCCGCUUCAAAUCCAAUAAAACCCAAAAACAGUACCAGAAGCUGAAAGAUGUUCUUCUUCUUCGUGGGCGGAUUAGAGCAACAGGCAAGACAGGUGCUGAAAUCAGGUGUGGGGAGGUGCAUAAACUGUGGUUCCAGAGCUGAUCUUGUGGAGUACGAGAAAGUGUUGAAGCUUUUCUUUGUGACUGUUUGGAGAUGGUCAGGGACAGACCCACUCAUGCACUGUAACAAUUGCAAGCUUUUCUUCCCGCAGGAUCUGUCUCUUCCGAUUGAUAGCACCACCGCAUCUUCUGCCGUGACACAGACCCUGCGUUGUCGUUCCUGCGAUAGGCUUGUUGAGCCUGAGUUCAGAUUCUGCCCCUUUUGUGGGUCUGCUAUCUGAAAUAUUCCCUUUCAUCCACUUUUG